AUGGCAACACAAUGGCCGUCAACAUUGUUGCAGUUGCUUUUAGUAUGUGUGGCAGUCGCACUGCCCGAAAGCGACGUCAGCAACGAUAUAAACUUGAAAGUUCUGCAAGGCGAAACACGGCAAGCUGUUAUACUGCGAGAAUUCACGAAAUUAUAUAAUAAACACAAAGGGAUGAAUGUGAGCCUUGUACCUGUACAUCCAGCUGCCUACGACUACUUUAGAUUAUCGGGCGACACAAUUCGGCGACGCAGGAGACAAGCUUGUGCGACCGAUUGCACGAUGCCUGUUAUUGGAGAUGGUCCCACUGCGUUCGGCGGUCUUGUCUCAAAUAACAUGUACUUCGAGAUAAGUUCCGAUGCUUGCCCUGUUCUAUCUAUAACUUGCGUUGGAGGCGGUUAUGCAGCUAUCGAAGUUAACACGAACUUUGAGGAGGGCAGCAUGUUAGCUGGAGAGUUUGAUGAUGUCUCAGUUGUAACAGCAACAUUAACAUGUGAAGAAUAUGGUUGGGGGGCGACUUCACAAGACCUUGCUCCCAUUGGGAAUGCUUUCACAUGCGAAGGUUAG
Molecule: messenger RNA, 564 nt
Organism: Strongylus vulgaris
Lineage: Eukaryota; Metazoa; Nematoda; Chromadorea; Rhabditida; Strongylidae
Source: the annotation of a GenBank genome assembly